Molecule: messenger RNA, 1668 nt
Organism: Chaetomium strumarium
Lineage: Eukaryota; Fungi; Ascomycota; Sordariomycetes; Sordariales; Chaetomiaceae
Product: P-loop containing nucleoside triphosphate hydrolase protein
Exons: 3
Coding region: 1-1668 (555 amino acids)
Biological process (GO): cytoplasmic stress granule assembly; negative regulation of translation; P-body assembly
Cellular component (GO): cytoplasmic stress granule; P-body
Molecular function (GO): ATP binding; mRNA binding; RNA helicase activity
Source: RefSeq, a predicted model, not a curated record
AUGACAGACAGUCUCGUCGACAAGCUCCAGGCCUCGACCUUGAAUGAUGGAUCGGGCUCAGAGGACUGGAAGAAAGGCCUUAGGCUCCCCGCCAAGGAUACGAGGCAACAGACAGAGGAUGUAACAAACACCAAGGGCUUGGAUUUCGAGGACUUCGGCCUCAAGCGGGACCUGCUUAUGGGCAUUUUCGAGGCGGGUUUCGAGAAACCCUCGCCCAUCCAAGAAGAGAGCAUACCUGUGGCCCUUACUGGUCGUGACAUUCUUGCUCGCGCCAAGAAUGGCACAGGCAAGACGGCCGCUUUCGUUAUCCCAGCAUUGGAAAAGAUCAACCCUAAGGUCGCGAAGAUCCAAUGUCUCAUCCUCGUUCCGACUCGCGAAUUGGCAAUGCAGACAUCCCAGGUAUGCAAGACUCUCGGAAAGCACCUCGGCAUCAACGUUAUGGUCACCACCGGUGGCACCGGGCUUCGCGACGAUAUCGUCCGGUUGCAGGAUCCCGUCCAUAUUGUGGUGGGGACUCCCGGCAGAAUUCUCGAUUUGGCUGGCAAGCAAGUAGCCGAUCUGAGCGAAUGCCCCAUGUUCAUCAUGGAUGAAGCCGACAAGCUUCUCUCUGUCGAAUUCACUCCUGUUAUCGAGCAGCUCCUGCGCUUCCACCCCAAGGACCGUCAAGUCAUGCUCUUCUCCGCCACCUUUCCCUUGUCAGUGAAGGACUUCUCAGACAAAAACAUGGUCAGCCCCUAUGAGAUCAAUCUCAUGGAUGAGCUGACGCUACGGGGCAUCACGCAAUACUAUGCCUACGUCGAAGAGAGGCAGAAGGUCCAUUGUCUCAACACUCUCUUCUCCAAGCUCCAGAUCAAUCAAUCGAUCAUCUUCUGCAACUCGACCAACCGCGUCGAACUGCUCGCCAAGAAAAUCACCGAACUCGGUUAUUCAUGCUUCUACAGCCACGCGAAAAUGGCCCAGCAAGCCCGCAACCGAGUGUUCCACGACUUCCGCAACGGCGUUUGCCGCAAUCUGGUAUGCUCCGACCUCCUGACCCGUGGUAUUGAUAUUCAAGCCGUCAACGUCGUCAUCAACUUCGACUUCCCCAAGAACGCCGAGACCUACCUGCAUCGUAUCGGUCGUUCGGGCCGGUACGGCCACCUGGGUUUGGCCAUCAACCUGAUCAACUGGGACGAUCGCUUCAACCUAUACAACAUCGAGCGCGACCUAGGCACGGAGAUUCAGCCUAUCCCUCAAACAAUCGACAAGAAGCUCUACGUGUAUGAGAACCCAGAGUCUAUCCCGCGGCCGAUCUCCAACUUCAAGACUGGCGCGAUGCAAUACCAGCAGCAACAACAGCAACAGCAGCAGCAGCAGCAGCAGCAGCAGCAGCAGCAAGAGAACACUCAGUUGCAAAACCAGUCCCCGACGUCACUGCAACAGACCCUUCCCAGCCCGGGAGAUUGGCAGCAGCAAAACCGUCAGAGUGGUCAGAAUGGUCAGAAUGGUCAGAAUGGGUCUGGGCCCCAAGGCCGUGGAGGCUACCAGGGCAAUCGCGGUUCCUCCGGUGGACAUCGAGGACGUGGCCGUGGCUUCCAGAGUCAGGGCGGGCGUCAGAACUACGGUGGCCAGCGUGGUGGCCGUCCGCAUGGACAGGGUCAGCCAGCGGCGCCUGUUCAGCAAGCAUGA